Opisthocomus hoazin is the source of this 1158-nucleotide messenger RNA. The record is from RefSeq and is a predicted model, not a curated record. NCBI's taxonomy places the organism in Eukaryota, Metazoa, Chordata, Aves, Opisthocomiformes, Opisthocomidae.
AUGUCGAUACGUUGCAGCGUAGUUGUGGGUAAACCAUCACCCAGCCCCUUACGAACGAGCCAUGACAUUGAAUUUACGUGUCAGACUGAAGAUAUUGAAGAUUUAAUUCCCAAAGGACUGUCUGAGGCAACAAAGCAGCAGAUUCGUUAUCUCCUCCAGAUGAGAGUGACAUCAGAUAAAUCUUUGAGACUUGUGCUUUCCACUUUCAAAAACCUCCGUGAGGAGCUCUGCCAUUUGCAGGAUGACCUGGGGAAGUUAGAAACUGACAGUGUCCUGCUUAAGAAGGAUUUGGCUUUUAAAGAUUCUCAAGUAAAAGAAUAUGAAACCAUGUUGGCUUCUCUCCGGGAGAACAAUCGUCAGCAGCAGCAAGGGCUCAGGGAGAGCACGGCCAAGUGUCGCUCCCUGGAAGAGCAGCUCCUCUCCCUGCGGCUCGGCGAGGGCGAGAAGGAUUGUCGGCUGAAGGAACUGGAGUACUGCAAGCGCUCCCUGGAGCAGGAGAUCCAGAGCCUCAAGCUGCAGACCUGCUCUAAUCCAACGCUACAGACCACCACCGACGAGCUCUCGAGCCGUUACGUGGAGAUGAUCAAUAACCUGAGAGAGGAUAAAGAUCGCGAGAUCCGCAGCCUUAGGUCUCAGUUAUGCCAGUUCCAGGAAGAUAUAUCGAAGAGAGAGGGAAAUAACAGUGACUUGCAAAUCAGGUUGCAUGAACUGACAUCGAUGGUGGAGGAGAAAGACGCUUUUAUUAAACAACAGCAAGAGGAACUCUUCCGACUGAAGCAUGAGAAACUCUCAGGCAGCCAGUCCCCUGGCGUGACAGCUGUCAUCACUAAGAAGUACAGGAAUCAGUAUCCUAUUCUGGGCCUCCUGUCUGACGACUACAAGGUUACCUCACCUGUCAAUAAAUCACAAACGAUUGUCAUUGAGAGGACUGGAGAGAUAUGGAAACACUGCAAGUUUCAGCUGAAACAAAAUGCCUUUGCUGUGAGACCGAUGUGCUGUCCCCAGUGUGAGGGGUGCGGAUCUGGCCCUUCCGCCACGCUUCACAAGCGCUGUUGGUGCGUUCGGGCCCUGCGUCUGCAGUCGGCGCUGAACAGCAUGCUGACAGGCACCUGCACAGGGACGAGCUGCCAUGCUCCGUCCCUUCAGAUACUCAAAUGA